UAAGAUUCUGACAUGGGAUGCGCUUGGAGUGAGCCAGAGAAAGUGCAACAAGAUAAGAGUAAGGCCAUAGAAAAGCAAAUACGCCAGGACGCUGAAAAAUCUAUGAAGGAAGUUAAAUUACUGCUACUUGGAGCUGGCGAAUGUGGAAAGUCGACUGUGUUAAAACAAAUGAAAAUUAUUCACGGUGAAGGGUACAAGGAAGACGAAAGGAGAGAAUAUAAACCUAUAAUUUUUGCAAACACCGUCCAGUCCAUGAUAAAGAUUUUAAAAGCGAUGGAAUCACUGGAUAUAACAGCUGAUGAUUUUGAUCCGGCGGAAGAAUUAAAACACCUAAAUGGAUACUUAGCAACAGUUGAAGAAGGAGAAUUUCCGGAGGAACUGUCCAAGCUACUGAAAUCAUUAUGGAGUAGUACCAGUGUGCAAAAAUGUUUCGCACGUUCCAAAGAGUACCAAUUAAAUGAUUCAGCCGGCUUCUACCUUGAUUCCUUAGAUCGAAUGUCAGCUAAUGAUUACUUGCCGACUGAACAAGAUGUAUUAAGAUCUCGUGUCAAGACGACCGGCAUAGUGGAAACAAACUUCCGUUUCAAAGACCUAGACUUCAAGGUGUUUGAUGUUGGUGGACAACGUGCUGAACGUAAAAAAUGGUUACAUUGUUUCGAAGGUGUUACAGCAAUCCUUUUUAUUGUUGCAAUGUCUGAAUAUGAUUUAAAGUUGGCUGAAGAUCAAACUACUAAUCGUAUGCAUGAAUCAUUACAAUUAUUCGAUUCAAUAUGUAAUAGUCAAUGGUUUGUUGAAACAAGUAUGAUAUUAUUUUUAAAUAAGAAAGAUUUAUUCGCUGAAAAAAUUACAAGAUCACCAUUAACUGUCUGUUUUCCAGAAUAUACUGGUGGACAAACUUAUGAAGAGGCAUCAAAUUAUAUUCGUGAAAAAUUUGAAGAUGUUAAUCGUAGAAAAACUACUAAAACAAUAUAUACACAUUUCACUUGCGCUACAGAUAAUAAUAAUAUUCGUGUUGUUUUCGAUGCUGUUAUCGAUGUAAUAAUUAAAUCAAAUUUAAAAGAUUGUGGUUUAUUUUAA
This is a messenger RNA of Heterobilharzia americana, 1077 nucleotides long. The record is from the annotation of a GenBank genome assembly. NCBI's taxonomy places the organism in Eukaryota, Metazoa, Platyhelminthes, Trematoda, Strigeidida, Schistosomatidae.